GGGUGUCAGAUCCCCCAGGAACUGGAGUUACAGUUGUUAGCUGUCAUGUAGGUGCUGGGAAUUGAACCUGGGUCCUCUGGAAGAGUAGCUAGUACUCUCAAUACCUCCAGCCUGAGAUCUCUGUAAAUCUGAGGCCAGCCUAGUCUACAAAGUGAGUUCCAGGACAGCCAGGGCUGUUACACAGAGAAACCCUGUCUUGAAAAACAAAACAGAAACUAUCAGACCAGCUGGCGUUUGACUGAGCUUUUCUGGACUCAACUGACUUGACUAUAGCCUGUAAGAAGAGUUAGAGUCUGAUCCACAUGUCCAUUCUAGAGCUUAGGCUGAAGGGCAGUAGCUACCCCGGGGGUGAUGUAUAGUGUUAUCAGGAAAGCAAACCAAUCAUACUAACAGGUUUUGAGCCUUUGUUCACAUUCUUUCCACUGGUCAAAGCAAGUCACACAGACAAGCCUUAAGUCAAGAGGUGGGACAUGCACUGUGUCCCCCACCUUUAAUCCCAGUGUUCAGCAGGCAGAGGGAGGCAGAUUCAAUUCAAGGCCAGCCUGGCCUGUAGAGCUGGUUCCAUAACUAUAUAAUAAGACCCUGUCUCAAAAAAGAAAAGAAAAAGAAAAAAGGGUAUAGUUAACUAUGUUCUUUGAAAUAACCGUGUUAAGGAAAGAAAUUAUUCUCUGUAGCAUAUGAACUUCAUGUAAGCUUGUAUCUUUCUCAUUUAAAAGAAAGAAUGAAAGAAAGGAAUUAGCCCAUUAAUUAUUUAAAAUACGUGGUGCAACUGUUCCUAUGAAUUAAUCCAAGGCACUUUGAAGACAAUUACACUCUGUGUUAAUAACGUUGCCAGGCCUUUCCAGUAUGCUGCCCUCCAAAGAGUACUGUGAUUUUGUUGACAACGUUCACUAUUACAUAUGCAUAUGGAAAACAGGCAUUUUCUUCAGAAUUACCGUAAUAGCAUUAAGAGAUUAUUACUUUUUCCAGUUUUCUUGGAAGAACAUUCACUAAAUCAGAUUAUUGUUUACUUGACUGCUCUUCUCUCUGUCCUGUACAUUUAGGUAACUAGAAUCCUGGAAAAUAUAAACUUCAGGAUAAAAACAUGAUUUUAUACAUUAAUGAUCUCGAAUAAAAGCGGAGUGCUACCUUCGUGCAUCACUUCUUUCUACAAAGUUAAGUCUGCGUUCUGCUUAGGAGAGAUAACACUUUUGUCCCUGUAGGCGGCCCCCUGGUGUAGCCAUUAGUUGCUAAUUACUUGCAAACAAAUAAACAAUUAACUCCUUAAGCUGCUGGCUGGGCAAGUGUUCAUUGACUUGCUAAAACUUUCUAAAACAGGAUUUUAAUUAGUGACGUUCAAAACCCAGCCCCCUAGUCAACAAAGCUAUAAGGUGAAGUACUGGAAGGUCUGCUCUGCACACGUGGGGCAGGAGCCCUCCAGCUCUGUACCACACAGAAGAGGAUGUCUCCCAGCCUUCGGGAAGGUGCUCAGCUCCAGAAAAGCAAACCCUCAUCCUGCUCCUUCUCAAUUGAGAGCAUUUUAGGACUGGACCAGAAAAAAGAUUGUGGACCGGCAGCAAGACCCCACAGACCGUGGGCAGACACCUGCAGCGACUCGGAGAAAUACGGCAACUCGUGCCUACGUGCCCCAGAUCUUCCCAGUGAGAUCUCAUUUCCUUGUCCCGUGGAUCAUCCAAUGCCAGAAGAAGGGGCUUCGAAAUAUGAAAACUAUUUUUCAGCCUCAGAAACACUCUCUUUGAAAAGAGAGUUGAGCUGGUACAGAGGACGAAGACCAAGAACUGCUUUUACCCAAAAUCAGGUUGAAGUAUUGGAAAAUGUCUUCAGAGUGAACUGCUAUCCUGGCAUUGACAUCAGAGAAGACUUAGCUCAGAAGCUGAAUCUAGAGGAAGACAGAAUCCAGAUUUGGUUCCAAAAUCGUCGGGCAAAGCUGAAAAGAGCCCGUAGAGAAUCACAGUUUCUAACGGCAAAAAAAACCCUGAACACAGAUCUUCUGAAAUAGGUUUUAAAAGUACACAUGUGAGAUUCUCUUCCAAUUGUGGAACACAAGGAAUCAAUGGAAAUCCCAAGUAUUUAAAAUGUUACUGUCUCUUUCCUGUACCUAAUGAAUAUUGUCAUGCUUUCUGAAAAUAUUGCAAAUAAUUAUGAUUCUAGCAUAGUACUUAUUAUAUCUGGACAUUUUUAGUUAUAAUAAAUAAAACUUUUCCUAUAUAUUUUAAUAAAAAUUUUUAAGAAA
This is a messenger RNA of Peromyscus eremicus (cactus mouse), 2233 nucleotides long. RefSeq names its product HESX homeobox 1 (gene Hesx1). Gene Ontology annotation, biological process: regulation of transcription by RNA polymerase II; forebrain development; pituitary gland development. Bases 1442 to 1999 code for a protein of 185 amino acids. Lineage: Eukaryota; Metazoa; Chordata; Mammalia; Rodentia; Cricetidae. The transcript has 4 exons. Gene Ontology annotation, cellular component: nucleus. Gene Ontology annotation, molecular function: RNA polymerase II cis-regulatory region sequence-specific DNA binding; DNA-binding transcription repressor activity, RNA polymerase II-specific. The record is from RefSeq and is a predicted model, not a curated record.